Messenger RNA from Morchella importuna, 2583 nucleotides. RefSeq lists its product as uncharacterized. The transcript has 4 exons. Gene Ontology annotation, molecular function: ubiquitin protein ligase binding. NCBI's taxonomy places the organism in Eukaryota, Fungi, Ascomycota, Pezizomycetes, Pezizales, Morchellaceae. The coding region runs from base 1 to 2583 and encodes 860 amino acids. Gene Ontology annotation, biological process: ubiquitin-dependent protein catabolic process; protein ubiquitination; DNA damage response. The record is from RefSeq and is a predicted model, not a curated record. Gene Ontology annotation, cellular component: Cul4-RING E3 ubiquitin ligase complex.
AUGCCCGAAAAGGCACCCACCACCGUCCGCGACGCCGCCCCGCCACCCAGCAAGAAGCGAAAACAAUCGCCGCCCACCACCACCAGCGCCACCCCUUCCACCCCCUCUUUCCCACAACCCACCAUCCCCACCCUCUUCAAAACCGACAUCCACCCCACCCCCAAACGCCCCCGCUCCAAGCCCAGCACACCCCCCGCCGCAACCCCCACCAUCACCCAAGCCACAAUGCUCAACUUCCCCACCACCACACCCACAAUCGUCGACCUGACCGCCAGCCCCCCCCCGCCGUCCACCACACCCACGCCGGCGGCGGUGCGCCCGCGCCCGCCGCCGUUCCAGCCGCACGCCGGCGCACGCAAGCUGCAGAUCAAGAAUCUGCGCAAGCCGACCCGCGGCGACCCGGACGCCUACUUCACCGCGACGUGGGGGGCGCUCGACGCCGCGCUGGGCGCAAUCUUUGCCGGCGUCAAGAUCGCCGCGAGCCUGGAGGAGCUCUAUCGCGGCGUUGAGAACAUCUGCCGCGCAGAGAGGGGCCAGCAGCUGGCGGAGCGGCUGAGGAGGCGCAUGGAUGCGUAUGUGGGUGGGAAGCUGAAGGCGGAGGUGGAGGUGGGCGUCGAUGGGGGGGAGGUGGUGAGGGAGGUGGAGAGGGCGUGGAGAAAGUGGAAUGAGCAGUUGGGCAUGAUUCGGUCGAUAUUCCUGUACCUGGACCGGUCGUACCUGCUCCCCUCGAUCAAGGAGAAGCCCAUCGAGGCCAUCGGCCUCGACAUCUUCCGCAAACACAUUGCCACAGACGCCACCCUCGAGCCACUCUUCCUCCGCGGCAUCUUCACCCUCAUCGACACCGACCGCCGCACCGACAGCGAUGGCGCCACCCCCGCCCAGUCCCACAACAUCCCUCUCCUCCUCUCCUGCAUCCGCAUGGUCUCCAACCUGGGCAUGUACAACCACGCCUUCGAGCCCCAAUUCAUCACCUUCUCACGCACCUACUUCUCCCAGCUCGCCGCCGCCGAGUCGUCCAGCCAGCCCCUCAGCAGCUAUCUGCGCACCACGUCCACACAGCUCGAGCACGAGACAGCCCGCUGCGACCGCUUCACCCUCGAGCAGUCGACCAAGCGCGACCUCAUCGCCGUCAUCGAGGACGAAAUGGUGCGCAAGCGCCUCACCACGCUGACCGACACCGCGUCCGUCGGCGCGCUGCUGGCCGCCCGCGACCAGCACCCCCUCGCCCUCCUGUACACGCUGCUCACGCGCGUGGGGUCCGCCGGCGACGCCCUCCGCCCCGCGUGGGAGGCCCACAUCACCGCCACCGGCACGGGCAUCGUCCAGGACGACGAGCGCACAGAGGAGAUGGUCCCGCGCCUGCUGCAGUUCAAGCACGCGCUCGACCAGAUUCUGUCGCAGUCGUUCCACAAGUGCGAGACGCUCAGCUACGCGCUGCGCGAGUCGUUCGCCAAGUUCAUCAACGCCCGCCGACCCGGCGCCUCGGCCGCGGCAAACAGUAAGCCCGCGGAGAUGAUCGCCAAGUUUGUCGACCUGCUGCUGCGCACGGGGACGAAGGGGCUGCCGGCGACGACGUCGCAGGAGAUGUGUGCGCUGGCGGCGAGGGCCGGCGAUGACGAUGCGCAGCUGGCGUUCAUGCUGGAGUGGGUGCUGGACUUGUUUAGGUUCAUCCAGGGGAAAGAUGUGUUUGAGGCGUUCUACAAGAAGGACCUUGCGCGGCGGCUGCUGAUGGGGCGGAGCGCGAGCGCGGAUGCGGAGCGGAUGAUGAUCACGAAGCUGAAGACGGAGUGCGGCGCGGGGUUCACGCAUAACCUCGAGGGCAUGUUUAAAGACGUGGACCUCUCGCGCGAGGCCGUCGCAUCCUUCAAGUCCCGCACCGGCAGCAGCGGCGCCAGCAGCGGGAGCGAUGUGGACCUGUACGUCAACAUACUCAGCCAAGCGGCGUGGCCGUCGUACCCCGAGGUGCCAAUCGCCAUCCCGCGCGACAUCGCAGCACACACAGAGGCCUUCGAGGCCUUCUACGUCAGCAAGCACAGCGGGCGCAAGCUCGUGUGGCGCCACAACCUCUCCCACUGCGUUCUCCGCGCGUCGUUCCCAAAGGGCAACAAAGAGCUCGUUCUCUCCGCCUUCCAGGCCGUCGUGCUACUACUCUUCAACGACGUCCCCGCCGGCACGCCACUCUCCUUCGCCGACCUGCUCGCCGCGACGAGUCUCCCCGCGGACCAGCUGGCGCGGACGCUGCAGAGCCUGGCGUGCGCAAAGCACCGCGUGCUGGCCAAGAGCCCCCGUGGCAGAGAUGUGGGCGUGGGCGAUCGGUUUGUGCUGAAGGAGACGAAGGAGGAGAACCGCGAGACGCAUGAGGGCGUGGCGAGGGACCGGCAGUAUGAGACGCAGGCGGCGGUGAUAAGGAUCAUGAAGGGGCGCAAGAAGGUGAGGCAUGCGGAGCUGGUGGGGCUGGUGAUUGAGCAGACGAGGAAUAGGGGCGUGUUGGAGGUGGCGGAUAUCAAGAGGAAUAUCGAGAGGUUGAUUGAUAAAGAGUACAUGGAGCGCGUGGAGGAUAACGUCUAUGUCUACGUCGCAUAG